AUGAAUAUUGUCUGUAUUCAUAAUGUCACUGUAUUCACACAGAGAGAAAGAGAUUCCUGUCUCAAAAUUCUGUUUGGAACCAACAGGCCGAUCAUCCCACGCCAGAAGCUUGCAUUCACAAUUGGCAAGUUUAAAGUAGAGGACAAAGCAAUUCUUCAAUCAUGCAGCUACCGACACCUACCUGUAAGUCGGCGUGAAAGGGAAAUGAAACGAUAUCGAGUGUUAACUUGGACGGGAGUUUACGUGUUGUUUCAGAACAUGAUGGAGUGCCUGAAAAAGAGCUGCUACAAGACAGUCAGAGUUCCGUGAAAACAACCUGGUUGUAUAAUGAAGGGAUAACCUGCAUUUUUUUAUUCCAUAAAACAAUUGAAUUUCUGUAUGUAUUUGUUGUUA
Limulus polyphemus (Atlantic horseshoe crab) is the source of this 393-nucleotide messenger RNA. RefSeq lists its product as uncharacterized. The transcript has 5 exons. The record is from RefSeq and is a predicted model, not a curated record. Bases 1 to 309 code for a protein of 102 amino acids. Lineage: Eukaryota; Metazoa; Arthropoda; Merostomata; Xiphosura; Limulidae.